ACCGGGAGAGUGUGUCAGACAGUUCUGAGGGUCCGGAGUGUGUGUGAGAGAGUAUUGGGGACCAGUAGAGUGUGUGUGAGAGAGUAUUGGGGACCAGUAGAGUGUGUAUGAGAGAGUAUUGGGGACCAGUAGAGUGUGUGUGAGAGAGUAUUGGGGACCAGUAGAGUGUGUGUGAGAGAGUAUUGGGGACCAGUAGAGUGUGUGUGAGAGAGUAUUGGGGACCAGUAGAGUGUGUGUGAGAGAGUAUUGGGGACCAGUAGAGUGUGUGUGGGAGAGUAUUGGGGACCAGUAGAGUGUGUGUGAGAGAGUAUUGGGGACCAGUAGAGUGUGUGUGAGAGAGUAUUGGGGACCAGUAGAGUGUGUGUGAGAGAGUAUUGGGGACCAGUAGAGUGUGUGUGGGAGAGUAUUGGGGACCAGUAGAGUGUGUGUGAGAGAGUAUUGGGGACCAGUAGAGUGUGUGUGAGAGAGUAUUGGGGACCAGUAGAGUGUGUGUGAGAGAGUAUUGGGGACCUGUAGAGUGUGUGUGAGAGAGUAUUGGGGACCAGUAGAGUGUGUGUGAGAGAGUAUUGGGGACCAGUAGUGUGUGUGUGUGUGUGUGUGUGUGUGUGUGUGUGUGUGUGUGUGUGUGUGUGUGUGUGUGUGUGUGUGUGUGUGUGUGUGUGUGUGUGUGUGUGUGUGUGUGUGUGUGUGUGUGUGAGUGUGUGUGAGAUGAGGAGGAUGAGGAUGAAGAGGCUGGUUUUGGUGCUGACAUGCCUGUGGGCGUCGCCACCUUGCCUCGCCCAGGUGCGCAGCCCCAUGCCGGUGUUGUGGGUGAUGCCGGUUGCCACGGUGAUGCCGGGAGAGCAGAACGUGACGGCGGCAUUAGCGCCGGCGGUGUCGAUAGCGUUGGAAGACCUCCGGGGACGGGGGGGGCCCCAGAUGCACCUGCAGCUGCUGGACUCACAGUGUGACAGCGCCACAGCUCUGAAGGGUAUCUUCGACGCCAUGUGGGAGGAGCCUGGUCACAUGAUCAUCUUUGGAGGGGUGUGUCCCCAGGUGACAGCGGUGCUGGCUCAGUCUCUGCACGCCCUCGACAUGGUGCAGCCCGGCUCUCUUCAUCCCUCCCUCUGUGUUUCUCGGACCGCCACGCCCUCCCAGCUGUCCUUCACGGCGCUGCCGGCCGGGCCCCCCGCCCAGCGCCGCCCCCCAGGCCUGUUCAGCACUGUGCCGUCUGAAGCCGUCUUCAACGCGGCGCUGGUCCGGCUCCUCCAGCACUACAGGUGGACCCGGGUGGGGCUCCUCACCCAGGAGGGGGCCCGCCCCUCCCAGGAGGGGGCCCGCCUCUUCCAGCUACCAGAUGCUGAUCCCCAACUCACUGCUGACCCACCACGCAUCAGACUCAGCUCUGUCUCUAAAGCCAUGACGGGUGGUUGCUUUAAUAACACCGAUAUAUAUCUACACAUCCUUGUGAUGGUGUCCCUGAUCUUUGACGAUGUCACUGUGAUGGUGUCCCUGAUCUUUGACGAUGUCACUGUGAUGGUGUCCCUGAUCUUUGACGAUGUCACUGUGAUGGUGUCCCUGAUCUUUGACGAUGUCACUGUGAUGGUGUCCCUGAUCUUUGACGAUGUCACUGUGAUGGUGUCCCUGAUCUUUGACGAUGUCACUGUGAUGGUGUCCCUGAUCUUUGAUGAUGUGCUCUGUCUGUGUUACACCAAACCUGUGUCUUGGUGGCAGAUGAGGCAGAACCUGGUCCACCAGCUGAUGAAGGCCGAUGUCCAGAUGGUGGAAGCCCAGAGCGUGGGUGAAGACCCCUGCCUCAAGCUCCAGAAACUGAAGGACCGCGGCGUGAGGGUCCUAGUGGCCCAGGUGGACGAGGGGCCAGGCUCCAGGGUCCUGUGCUGUGCGUACGGGCUGAACCUCUUCGGGUCCGGGUACCAGUGGCUCCUGGCCAGCGGCCCGGACCCCAUGUGGACGCUGGACCCGGAGGCGUCUGGCUGCUCGCUGUACGCGCUCCACGCGGUUCUGGAAGGUUCCAUCCGGCUCAGCCUGCGGCCGCUCGGCGACUCAGGCCUCAGGGGCGUCUCUGGCAGGACCCCGGCGGAGUACGAGCUGGCGUACCGGUCAGAGAUCCGCCAGCAGGGGGCGCCAGACGCUUAUCUCCACGGCUACGCGUACGACGGAGUCUGGGUCCUUGCCAGAGCCGUGAGCCUCCUCACGGAGCAGUUCAGACACCGGAAGCGGCACAGCCCCGACCGGAACCUCUCCAUCAACCAGGCGCAGACGGCGGACAUGCUGCUCGCUGCUUUAAAGCAGACCCAGUUCGAGGGAGUCACCGGAACGGUCCGGUUCCACAACGGAGAGCGCGUGGCGUCCAUCGAGCUGAGGCAGUUCCAAGCGACCAGAGAGGUACUCGUGGGCCAGUACAACACCUUCACACAGGAGCUACGACUUUUUCCGGACCACCUGAAGUUUCCAGGCUCCGGUCCAGCUCCGGAUGGAUCCGGGGUCCGUCUGGAGUGCGGGAGCGUCGGUCGGGUUCUCUACGCCGUCGUCACCUCCGCUGCCGCCCUCCUCUUCAUCACCUCCCUCAUCUUCCUCCUCCGCAGCUUGUCAGACUGCACACGCUAUCGGGGCCCGAGGGGCUGCGGCCGACCCCUGGACCCCCUCCUCCUCCUGGGCAUGAUGCUGGCCCUGUCCUGGGUGCCCCUGGCCGGGCUGGACAAGGCCCUGGCGCCCGCCUGGUGGUGGGACCCGCUCUGCUCUGUGAGUCCGCCGCUGGUGACCGCAGCGACACUGUGGGGUCCCGCUGGUGACCGCAGCGACACACGACACAGUGGGGUCCCGCUGGUGACUGCAUCCACACUGGAGCUCAGGAUCACUGUGUCACGCGGUCUGGUCUGGUUUGAGGCGGUCUGGUCUGGUUUGAGGAGGUCUGUUCUCCCUCAGGUCCGCCUGUGGGUGCUGACUCUGGGUCACUGCGUGGCGGUGGGCGUUCUGACCACCAGGAGUCUGAACAUCUACAGACACCUCCUCCCCCGGCCGGGCGCCGGGAAACGGGAGGACAGAAGAACAUGCUGGCCGCUGGCUGCCAUGUUUCUGUUGGAUGUGUUGUUUUUAUGCUGCUGGCAGGCCCUGGAUCCUCUCAGGAGGGUGGAGCGAGUCUCAGAGAGCGGUGCAGAAGAGGAGCAGGACGGUGUCAGCGCCGACACAGACUGCUGCGUCAGCACCAACAUGGACCUGUGGAUCACCGCCCUCUAUGCUUACAAGGGCCCUCUGCUGGGUCUGGCCUGUUUCCUCGCCGGCUCCCUCAGAAGCAGGACGGACGUCGCGCGGGCAGUGACCCGUGAGGGCCACCGGGUGGCGCUGAGCGUGUUCGCGGUGGCGGCGAGCAGCAGCCUGGGGGCGCUGGGGUCCCUCCUCAGCUCCCAGCAGCCCCAGCUCCUCUUCCUCCUGCCCUCCCUCGCCGUCCUCGGCGCCGCCGCCGCGCUCCUGGUCUGGGGCGUCCAGGCCCAGGUCAGCCCCGCCCACGCCGAGGUCAGCCCCGCCCCCAGGGUGGCCCCUCCCACAGCGGGGGCGGAGCCUCGCGGUGAGGUGUCCUGCAGUGUUCCUCCAGCAGAGGGCGCCACUCAACGAAGCUCGCCAGAGAGCCAGGAGGGCGGGGUGCAGCGACUGACCACGGAGAACCAGGAGCUCAGGAGAAGAAGAAGACAGCUGCGUCUUCUCUCGCCCACAUGCCGGGUCACUGCAGGACCGGACCCCGCGCUGCGUCCACCCGCUCCGUCCGGGGGGGGCUGCGUCCAGAGGUCCAGCACGGUGGCUCAGAUCAGCUGCCACAGCCCCCCCGGCCCACCUGGACCCCGGGGGGGCUCCGGAGGGGACGGGGUCAACACCCCGGAACGCCUCAGGAGGAGGAUGUCCGUCCAGCUGCCCAUCUUGCACCACGCCUACCACCCCGUCGUCGGGGGCGUGGCCAGCAGUCACUCCAGUCAGCUGGAGACCCCCGAGGCCCCGCCCCCCCACCGCUGCACACGCCCCGCCGCCGUCAGCCAGGUGUAACCGUGGAAACGCCCGGUUCGCCUGGCGCUCGGAGAGCUCCGUCUGACAGGAACACCUGAAGGCUGGUAGAUGUAUCCAGACGUCUGUCGUCCGAUGUCGCCGCAUUGUGAACUCUAACAAACACACAGACUGACAUUAAGAGCCAAUCCCAUUUCUACCCCUUACCCCUUACCCCUUCAAAACAAGGGGGAGGGGUAAGGGGGAGGGGUAAGGGGAAGGGGUAAGGGGUAGAAAUGGGAUUGGGCCUACACAGCUUGAGAUUGGAACCGGCUGCUUCACGGCGUUUGAACAACGACUCAGUGACUGGGAAGUUAUAUUUUGAUCAAGGACCUUCUCCAUGUCACGCUGGCUUAGGCUUUGUAUUCAUACAAAUGUUGUAUGCAUGCGGAAUCGACCUCGGUUAGGACAACGGGCGUCUCCCACCGCAGGGCUCUCCGUCGAUGUGGAGAGCUCUGAGGUGUCACUGGGCGACCAGCUGCUCCUCACUGCCGCCCCCUUCAGGGUGGGGCUCCACGACCCCGGGAGGAUGCGUCCGUUCCUCCCCAGGAAGACCGCCCAGGGCUGCGGCUGUGGCUCAGAGUGCAGCGGCCCGGCCGGGCUUCAACCCGAAUCCUCCCACAAUGCGCUGCUCCUCAGCGCCCCGCCCUGGCUGCCGCUGGCUGCUUGAUACCAGUUCAAGUCACUGGUACAUGCCCACCGGGCUGCGAUGGUUCAGGCCCGUCCUACGUCCAGGACGUGGUCAGACCAAUCACCCCCGCACGUCCAGCACGCUCUGCGACAGCCGAUCGGCUUGCUUCUCCCUCGCUAUGGGUGAACAAAACCUGGAUUGUUUUCUUUCCCGGCUCCACAAAUGGUGCGAGCUCCCCACUGACAUCACGUUACGAUCCAGCUCUGGGACCCGAGCAAGAUAGGGACGGACGAGUGAGGGAUUCCAUCUCAUCAAUAAAUAGGACUUAAUAUGACAUUAAUUUCAUCGACACUAAAACGCGAAUCAAAUUGGACUCCCAACAGAACAUCGUGGCGCCAGGACAAGGGGAACAAUGUAGUACUUGACCCAGUAUGCUCGUUUGAUUAAUUUUGUGUACUGGCAUGAUUCAUACACUUUUAGGGUGUUUAUCCUCAUGGUUGAAUGUACUCAUUGUAAGUCACUUUGGAUAGGAACGUCUGCUAUAAUAGACGUCUAUAUCAGCCAGCCGCACCUUGUGAGUAGGCCUACUGACAAGCAUUGUGAUUUCAUUUCAUAACUGCCACAGUUGAUUGCAAAUCAGACACUCACACUUGCCAUUGAACUAUUAGAGGGAACAUUAAUUUUCCCAACGUGUCUGACAUUUUCUCUACUCACUUGCUUCCUCUUUUUGGAAGAGAAGCUCCACAGCGCCAACUUAUGUAAUGUAAUGUGUAAACUAAGAAAUUUAUUUUUAGAAUUUGCUGCGGGCCAAAUCAAAAUGGACCAAGGGCCACAGUUGGCCCGCGGUCCGUAGUUUGGACUCUCCCGACUUGGACUCAUAGGCCGUGCCUACCCCCAAAAUGGAUGCUCGGCGACUAUACAGGUUAAGGCAGUCCUAUCCAGAUGGGGCUUCAAGGGGCUAGAUAUAAGAAAUGUCGACACUGGUAUCACGACCCAGACCGGAGACCUGACCACCCUGACCUGAUGUGAGAGGGGAGCAAGGCAACUGGGUGCUAUGACCUCUGCAGAGAGGGGGGGGGGGGCUGGUUUCACCUCCCUCCACAGUAAACGCACAGAGCUCUGAGGGGCCAAUCGGAUCAGCUGGAGGCAUGGACAUCAGGCCGGAUGAAGGAGCACUAGUUUCUGCCCCUCCUCAAGCCUCAUUCACUGCAAACAAAGGUGCAUCUUUACAACGAGGUCCCUUACGAGAAUUAAAAAACGCCCUUUGUAUUUUGUUUUUAAAACCUUUUCUCGAUGACAUAAAGGUCUGACUGGUGUUGGAGGGUUGUAGGUCUGGGAAGAACUCUGGGAAGUGUGUGUAACUUCAGGGGCCUCUUGUUUGGUUUGUGAACAUAUCCUGCAGGCGUCUCCUUUUCUGUCUACUAUAUAUUGGCCCACUCAAAUUAGGUAUAUUGUCUGCAUAUUUAACAGAUAGCUGGAAGCAAAUUGCACUAUUCAGAGCGUUUGUUUUAGGGAUUGGGACGUUCUUUUCAGUUCACCUGCAGGGGAGUGGGAAACGUACAGUUUUUUGGGUGCAACUAUCUGAAAUGUUUAACAAUAUACCGAGUGAUAAUGUGUAUGCAAAGUUCUUAACAUAAUUUUUUCUAUUUUAAAUCGAACCAUUUUAGCUUAAGUACUUAAAAGUGCACACCCAUUUAUCAUGAUCCGCCUCAUCCUCAUCCGUUCGUUUGAUAUUUUUUCCAUCUGUGCAGUGGUUGAUGUGCGCGUCCGAGAGAGGGUUAAGCUUCUAUAACACUUUAGACACCAUAGAUCUUAGCCAUGGAGAUAACACAAUCCAGUCAUUCCUCGGCUCUCAAAUGUCAUAUUUUUAAAAAGGCGUUCUCUCCAGAGCCGGUUACUGGAGCAAACUUCAGAAAGAUUUGAGGUCUUCCAUGACAUUAUCCAUUUAAAUCAGAACAUUUUUAUUUGUUAUCUGAUCUUCUUGUACUUUCCCUUGACAUAUCUUUCAAUGAUUGUCUUUUAGUUUAUUAAAUACAUUAAAGGGGUGGCUUCGAAUCCUCAGUGAUCCGAAUCUUCGAUAGAAAGUCACGUAGUCGUCUUUAAUAGUCGAAUUGUGUCGGAAAAGUGGUCUGUGUGUUGCAGCCGGACAUAGAGUGAGGACAGGGGAGCUUAGUGAGUUAUACCCCAGCCGAAAGCUGGAGGACUGACGAGUCCGUCGACGACCCCUUUUGGCUCGACUGAGACCUGCGGUUUCGUGUAAGGAUUCGUGUGGACACCUGAAGCGACGUUAGAGUUGCGUUGAAAGUUGCAGGUUUUUUUUGUAUUAUUUUUGUAGCUUUAAAUACAGCCCCUUGGGCAAUUUUAUUACUAACUGUACAUUAAAAAGUAUUUCUACUCAAUCUAAAAGGUUAAACAACUACUAUCUCCUCCUCGACUUGAAUGUUUGCAUACCGCGCGAACUUGAAGGCUGGAUGCGCUCCACUUUUUUUUGUCAACAAACGAUUGUUGACGUGCACAACGUAGUGCUGUAUGUAAUCGGAUGACGAAAAAAAAAAAAAAAAACCCGCGGCAUUGCCUGAGUUCAAGUGUUGUAGUUGCGUCUGUUGUCCACUAGGGGGGUGCUGCAGCACCCGGAGCACCCCACUUCCUGCGUCCCUGACUUCACAUACACUGAAAUGUAACUCUAAUGAAUUAUUGACGAUGGAUGUCAUAUACAUGAUUUUUUUAUUGACAGCCACCAUUGUGAAAUCCUUUAUUUUUUUCAUUACUUUCUCUUAAUUGGUGUUUUAAGUUUAAUGACGGUGGUGGUGGAUUUGAAACGAAAGCUCGCCUACUUGAUAGGCUGUGAAUAAUGACCUCAACAGCGCCAUCUACUGGAGCGGUGAAGUUGUUUUUAACUCUGGUCGCCUUUUUGUGUGGUUCAUGUGCAUACUGUCCGUCACUUAUUUUUAUCAUUAAAAAGUUGCAACGUA
Molecule: messenger RNA, 7635 nt
Organism: Gadus macrocephalus (Pacific cod)
Lineage: Eukaryota; Metazoa; Chordata; Actinopteri; Gadiformes; Gadidae
Product: gamma-aminobutyric acid type B receptor subunit 2-like
Exons: 20
Coding region: 709-4035 (1108 amino acids)
Biological process (GO): G protein-coupled receptor signaling pathway; gamma-aminobutyric acid signaling pathway
Cellular component (GO): G protein-coupled receptor heterodimeric complex; membrane
Molecular function (GO): G protein-coupled GABA receptor activity
Source: RefSeq, a predicted model, not a curated record